Molecule: messenger RNA, 1442 nt
Organism: Daphnia carinata
Lineage: Eukaryota; Metazoa; Arthropoda; Branchiopoda; Diplostraca; Daphniidae
Product: progestin and adipoQ receptor family member 4-like
Exons: 8
Coding region: 194-1150 (318 amino acids)
Cellular component (GO): membrane
Molecular function (GO): signaling receptor activity
Source: RefSeq, a predicted model, not a curated record
GCGGACGCAGGGUCAGUUGCCGGCAGAGCGUCCGGCUAGUGUGUUUCUCUAUCGUCCCUGUUCAAACACAUUUUUUUGGAGGUUUUGUUCGACAUUUUUUAAAACUCUCUGUGUUGGAUGUUGUGUGUCUGUGACACUGUGUGUGGCGUGUGAAAAAGGACAUUCUGACAGGGGACGUUAUCCUAUUGAGAGAAUGUCAUCGAUGGAGUCGUCCAACGGUUGCGCUCACAAACCGGCAGAUCGGAAUGGAGUCGAUGUAAACGAUAUCGACGGACACAAGCCGACCGGCAGACGUUUACUCAAAUGGACUCAACAACCAGACCAUUUGAAGUUCAAUCCAUACAUCCAUGACGGAUAUCGUCCCUUGGCUUCUCUCACCGGAUGUAUCAAGAGUUUGGCUUAUUUUCACAACGAGACGGUCAACAUUCUCACUCAUGGCCUUCCUGUUUUGUACAUAAUUCUCUGGUCCCCGACAUUGAUGCCCUACGACGAAAUUAAAGUCCCCAUUUUACCUUACAUUCAUCUGGUAGCCGUACUCAGUCCGUGGGUUGGAUCGGCUAUUUAUCAUACGUUCAUGAACCAUCACCAUGGAUACAGUGUCUAUCGGCGCCUUCUGCAGUUGGACAUGUUGGGCAUUUGGGUCACACAAAGUUUCGGGGCUCUGACGGGAGUUAUAGCGGCAACGUACUGCUUUCCAUCGUGCACCGGAAUCGUGAUAGUCGUGAUCUACUGCCUCUCAUGUCUUUGGGGCUUAUAUAAAGCCGUCACGGCUGGAAGUAGCGGAAAUCCUUGGGAUCGGAGGCUAUGUUUUUGCUUGCCGGUUCUCAUCCGCCUGACGUUAGUAAUCCUGCGAACGAUGCACUACGCCUCCGGACAUCCAAGUUCCAUUGCUCACGUUUGGCUUCAGGACGCCAUAUCGAUUUUGGGCGGAUUCAUUGGAGCCAUGCGAAUUCCCGAACGAUGGUUUCCCGGACGAUUCGACUAUUUCUUUAAUUCGCAUCACAUUAUGCACGUGCUCGUUCUGGUCGCCGUUGUGCAGAUGCACUACGCCUCCAAAUUGGAUCUUAUUUGGCUCAGCCAUCCGCAGUGCCCUGACAGUCAACUGGAAACCUUAGUCAUCAUUUCCACGCCCGAUCCAGCGGAAUUGUAAAAAGAAAGAAAAAAAGAAAACGGAUUUCUCUUUUUUUUUCAUAAAAAAAAAAAAGAAAAUCCAUCGGGUAAUUCUGUGAAAACGUUCAGCCCGUCAUCUCCUUGUUACUAAAUCAGCAACUAGUUACCUACAUACCGGCGGCCUGACGAUCUCUCUUUCAUAAAUAAUCUCUCCUCUCCCUACUGCUUUUAUAGAUGAACAUCGUCUCCUUUGUGUGGAUGGUUUUCCCCGUCUACAUUUGCACUAUUCAUGUGCACACCAUAUUUAGAAUUCAAGACACACAUUCACAGCA